Molecule: messenger RNA, 783 nt
Organism: Fusarium venenatum
Lineage: Eukaryota; Fungi; Ascomycota; Sordariomycetes; Hypocreales; Nectriaceae
Source: RefSeq, a predicted model, not a curated record
AUGUCGAAACUUGCCAGUCCAGCCAGCAUCUGUCUCAACGAUCCUUCCAGUCAAACACAAAACGAUCAACGCCAAUUCAUUGAGAACGCAGCUGAAGACUGUCUGGAUGUGCAGAUAGAGCUGUUUGAUCAUGUGGAGAAGCACUUAAAAAGAUUAUAUGGUAGACCAUGGGCUAGCUUACCUGAUGAGAUCCAAAAUGUCUUGAGUACCAAGAUUGUUUCGCCAAAACAUCGCUUUGUCGUUGACAAGUCUCGAAUCGAGGGUUUCCAUGAAGCCCCAGGUCCCUCUCUUCACUCCGCCCAAUUCUUUCUUUACCCAAGGAGCCUAACAGACACCAGCAAGCAACAGACAGUACCAUUUAUAACUGCCAGUUGCUCAUUAUUUCAGGCUUCGAAUAAAAUGGUUUCCUUGCUGACAACCAACCAAAGCUCUACCAAGGGCAAGGCUUCAAGCUUCCUGUCGUCUGAUGCUGCCAAUAACACGCCCUGCAUUGAUCGGGAACUAGCUCUCCGUCUUCAAGCCAAUGAAUAUGCGCAAGCCCCAGCCGAUGUGUUACCAUCAAACAUCGCACGCCGAAGCACUCGUCUUGCCAAUACUACUUCCGACAAAGCAACUGCCAAGAGAAAGGCAGUCGUCCCUCCUUCCCCAGGCCUCCCUGAGAUAUCCAAGAAGCUGCGCUUAAGUCAAGCAGAGUCUGAUGAUGGGUCCGUUUACGAUGCCAUUGACGAUGAACCAGCGGUCCUCGAUGAUACUGAGCUACUGGACCCCGUCGAUGAUGAAUAA